Molecule: messenger RNA, 1781 nt
Organism: Morone saxatilis (striped sea-bass)
Lineage: Eukaryota; Metazoa; Chordata; Actinopteri; Moronidae
Gene: igldcp
Product: galectin 17
Exons: 7
Coding region: 120-950 (276 amino acids)
Biological process (GO): T cell costimulation; cell surface receptor signaling pathway; immune response
Cellular component (GO): external side of plasma membrane
Source: RefSeq, a predicted model, not a curated record
CAGGCUUGAUAAGCUGCGGUCUGCAGAGUAACUCACACACACACUCACACACUCACACUCAUCUCUGUGAGCGGAGGAGAGAGAAGAGGACUGAACUGAGUAUCCAAACAGCAGACAUCAUGAAAACGCGACAAUGGUUCUUCGUUCAUCUACACUGUCUCCUGGUUGGCAGUUUAGUUGACUCCUCUUCCCUGUCCUCCUUCUCCUCCCACCGACCGCAGUCCGUCACCAGCAGGGUGGGCAACCAGGCUGUCCUUCCCUGCAGCUGGAAGACCAGUCUGGAUAAGGAGAGCUGCCACAUCCAGUGGGCGACCCUGGAGGACACGGUGUUCGAGCUGCGGGGGGAGAGGAAGUGGGAGGCCGAGGCAUUCGUGGGCCGGGUGGAGGUUCCUCGGGAGAAGCUCGGGUCCGGGGAUUGCUCUCUGAUCAUCCACGACGUUCAGAUCGGCGACACAGGGAGAUACGAGAGCUUCAUGGUGGUGGACGGAGUGAGGGACAUGAAAACCAGGGUCUUCAUUCAGAGCGUCAAGCUGUCUGUGUUUGACCAUAAAACCAAGCUGUCCCGACGUCCAGGUGGGGAGCUGGUUCUGGAUCUGUACACCCGUCACUCUAUGAGAGUGGUCUUUCAGGGCAGGAACAGCUCGGAGUGGUCAGAUGUGUGGAUGAGGGGCGACGAGGACACCGAGCGUCUGCAGAAAGACCUGAUCCAAGAGAAGCUGACGAUGAAGCAGCUGAAGAGCUCAGACGAUGGGACGUACAAAGUCCUGGAUGAGCAUGGGCUCGCCGUCAGCACCGUGCAGCUCUAUGUGGAAGAAAAGUCCACAGCUCUCAAAGUCCACCAGACUCUGGAUAGACAAGCACUAACAGAUGACGCUGCCAGAAGCAGCUGUUCGGCUCUUCUCCUCCUGUCUGUUCUUGUCACGAGUUUCCAUAUUCUUCGUCUCGUCUGAGAAUCUUUCCUCAUCACAGAUAUCUGCUCACAGAUAUUGACCCUGCAAACUAUAACCACAGAUAAUGGAAAUGUUCUCUGUUGUGUCGUCAUCGUGUAGCCUGAAUAACAUUUCAGAUGAGCCAGGAGAGCCGUGUGCUGGAUCACGUUGAGUUACAGAGCGUGAGGUAAAUGGAGGAAAUGUUGGUUUUCAGCUUUAGAGUUAGGUGAGUGUGCACAAGUAGAGCAGGUUUCUGACACAAUAUCUAAUAUCUAAUAUAAACUCCAGCAGCACUUUUAGUAUAAAGAACAACUUUUUCGUACCGCUGCGUGGUUGCAAGUCGUAUAAACGUAGGAAAUCUGACAAACUGGGAUUUCACUGCUUCCCAAUUGAUCAGCACCUGAAAAGACUGAAACAUCGGGAGGGACAUCGGCCAUCUUGAAAGGUGAAGCAACAUCCAGCCUCUUCGAUAGCAUUACAGGAUAAGACAGAAAAGUAUAUUUGCUGAAACUUUCACUUUAUCCUGACAGAAAUACAUGAGACAGAUACUCUGUUAAAAUAUCAGGAUCCUCUGGCUCGUACUUGUGCUACUUGACGGCAUUUACAAGAGUCCCCCGGGCCCGAACGCAAACAACCAAUCCGAGCUGAAAGAGCCAGAAAGAGGCUUUCUAUCUUUCUCUGCUCUGAUUGGUUGUUUUUGUUCAGGCCUGGUGGAUUCUUAUAGAUGCCGUCAAGGAGCACCAAGAGGAGCCAGAGGGACCAGCUCUGUUCACAGAUUCUGUCUCAAGUUCUGUCAGGAUGAAGUGAAAGUUUCAGUAAAUAAAACAAAAAGUUAUUUUAAUAAAAUAACUU